Messenger RNA from Malassezia sympodialis ATCC 42132, 1557 nucleotides. RefSeq lists its product as uncharacterized. Gene Ontology annotation, cellular component: endoplasmic reticulum membrane. NCBI's taxonomy places the organism in Eukaryota, Fungi, Basidiomycota, Malasseziomycetes, Malasseziales, Malasseziaceae. Bases 1 to 1557 code for a protein of 518 amino acids. Gene Ontology annotation, biological process: dolichol-linked oligosaccharide biosynthetic process; glycolipid translocation. The transcript is spliced from 2 exons. The record is from RefSeq and is a predicted model, not a curated record.
AUGGCCGGCAGCUCGGCGCGCGCGUUCCUGCUCCUGCAGAUCGGCGUGCGGCUCCUUACCUUUGCGCUACACCAACUGCUCGUCCGCACGGUGAGUCCCGCGGUGUUUGGCGCUGCGAAUGUGCAGCUGGAGCUGGUCCUGAGCAUUGUCUUGGCGCUGGCGCGCGACGGUGUUAGGGCGGUGGUGGUCCGGCGGCAGGCGGCGCUCCGCUCGCAAGCGACGGUGCGCGCUUUGCACAACCUUGCGCUCCUCCCGAUGGGGUGUGGCGGCCUCCUCGCGGCGGCUGUCGGCGGCGCGUACCUCCGGUACAUGGCGCCGCCGACGCUGUGGGCCGCGGGCGGCGCGGCGCUCCCCGUGUCGGUCGCCCUGUACGGCGUCGGUGCGGUGUUCGAGCUCAUGGCCGAGCCGCUGCAUAUGCGUGCGCUGGGCCUCGCGCAGUACGUGCGCGUGCGCAUCGGCAUGGAGGCCGGCGGCGUGCUCGCGCGGGCCGUGGUGCAUGUGCUUCUCCUGCAGCCCGUGUGCCUGCGGUGGAUGCGCACGCACGGCGGCGCGUACCUGACGGUGCCGCCGGGCGAGCUGCCAUGGGCGCUCCUGGCGUUUGCGCUUGCGCGUGCGGCGUAUGGCGCUGGCUAUUUUGGCGCCGCAGGCGUGGCGCUGGCGCACUGCACGUCCGUGCGGACGGUGGCCGGCGCGCUGUGCCCUGCGUGCGACCGCCCGCUCUUCGAUGCGCCGGAGACGCGCGCGCUCGUGCGGGUGACGACCGGGCAGGCCGUGCUGAAGCUCGUGCUCACGGAGGGCGAUAAGCUGGCGCUCACGAAGCUCACGAGCCUCGCGCACCAGGGCGGCUAUGCACUCGCGAGCAACUACGGCUCGAUCCUUGCGCGCACGCUGUUCCAGCCGCUCGAGGAGAGCGCGCGCCUGCAAUUCACGCAGGACACGGGCGAGGCGGCGCGCGGGCGCGCGGCGGCGCUCCUGCAGGUGCUCCUGCGCAUGCAUGGGCUGCUAGGCACCGCGCUCGUCGCGUUCGGGCCGCCGCUCGCGCGCGCGGCGCUGCGGAUCGUCGCUGGCGCGCAGUGGGCCGAUGCGCCGUCGCCCGCCGCGCCGAUCCUCGCGACGUACUGCUGGUACCUGCCGGUCAUGGGCGUCAACGGGCUGGUCGAGGCGUUCGUGCAGGCCGUGGCGCCGCCGGCGGUGCUGGCGUGGUACUCGCGCGUGUUGGUCGUCUCGAGUGCGGCGUUCGUGGCGGUGCUCUAUGGGGCGCAGGGGCUCAUGCUGUGGGGCCGCGGCGGCGCUGAGAGCGCGAUUGUGUGGGCGAAUAUCGCGGCGCUCGGCGUGCGCGCGAUCGCCGCGUACGUGUACGUGCGGCGCUACUUUGCGCCGACGGCGUACCGGGCGCAGGUGGCGUGGCGCGCGCUCGUGCCGCGCGCGCGCACGCUCGGUGUGCUUGUGGCCUGUGCGGCGGCGCUGCGCGCAUCGGCGGUGCAGGCGCAGCCGGCCAUGGCGCAGCUCGGCAUGGGCUGGCGCACGUGCACCGCCGCGCUGGCGGUGCUCCGGUAG